Molecule: messenger RNA, 718 nt
Organism: Elaeis guineensis (African oil palm)
Lineage: Eukaryota; Viridiplantae; Streptophyta; Magnoliopsida; Arecales; Arecaceae
Product: organelle RRM domain-containing protein 2, mitochondrial
Molecular function (GO): RNA binding
Source: RefSeq, a predicted model, not a curated record
GGGAGGGAGAAAAAUCCCCACGAAACCCUGUUGGCUUCGUGUAAAGAGGGAGUGGGGAAGCUCUCCUGCAACAAUUCCGUGCCCCGAGAGAGGGAGAAAGACAGAGGCGAAGGGCGAGAGUGAUGGCGGCGGUGAGGGCGGGCUUUCGGCGUCUUUUCUCCAUUUCUGCCUUCUCUCCUCCGCCUCCCGCCGCUGCGGCUCCGGCGGCCGAGCCGUCGCCCAACCUCUUCAUCUCAGGGCUUAGCAAGCGUACUACAUCAGAGGGACUCAGGGAAGCAUUUUCAAAAUUUGGUCAAGUAUUCCAAGCAAGGGUUGUGACUGAUCGUGUAUCAGGAUAUUCUAAAGGUUUUGGUUUUGUAAGCUACGCAACAGUAGAAGAAGCAGCAGAAGGCAUAAAAGGCAUGGAUGGCAAGUUUCUGGAUGGUUGGGUUAUUUUUGCUGAGUAUGCUAGACCCAGGCCGCCUCCACAAGGACAGCCACAACCUCAAACAACACCACCGCCACCUCAGAUGUCAGAGUCUCCAUCUGGCUAUCAGUAGAGAUUUGAGGACCUCCAGAAAUUUUGAUAUUUAUGGGAGCAAAACAAGUUUUCAAAUGUUUGAAUGAGUGCCUUGAUUGCACUGAUUGUCAUUUGAUGGAAAGCUGGAUAUAUUUGAUGAUGUAAUGGAAAUAUGAUCCAAGUUUGAAAGACUUAUUAUAAAGACCUAUAAUUUGCUCA